Messenger RNA from Python bivittatus (Burmese python), 1472 nucleotides. Lineage: Eukaryota; Metazoa; Chordata; Lepidosauria; Squamata; Pythonidae. The record is from RefSeq and is a predicted model, not a curated record.
UUCCAGGUUUGGGUGGCUCGUGUGAAUUGGUUUCUCUUUCUACUUGUAGGCUGCCAUGAUAAAGCCGUCCUGUUGUAUGAGUACGUAGGGAAGAGGGUGGUGGAUCUGCAGCACACAGAAGUCCCGGAUACCUACAGGGGGAGAGGAAUUGCAAAACAUCUGGCUAAGGCUGCCUUGGAUUUCGUGGUGGAGGAAGAUUUGAAAGCCCACCUGACAUGUUGGUAUAUUCAGAAAUACGUCAAGGAGAACCCCCUGCCACAGUAUCUGGAACGUUUACAGUCUUAACACAGGCAAGCGGGAGAGCCUUGUUUGAAGAUGGCAGCCAGGCCUGCUGUUGACUCUCCUUUGCCUCCAAGCUGUCGUGGGGACCCCUGACCUGCCUCUGCACAUGCUCAGAGUUCCUACUUUCGAACAGACCAAAUGGCAUGAUUUCUCAACGAUGCUUCCAACCAGCUCUCCUCAUGGUUUGGCUGACCUAGCAUAUUACGGUUUGCGUUUGCCUUUUCUUCCACGGGAAACCGUCAGGUGUCAAAGUAGACCUCCUGAGGGUUUUAUUAACUUUUGGCAAUAGAAGGGAUGGGGUGGGUCAGGUCUUCCUUCCCGAAGGAAUGAGUGUUGAGCAAAAGGAGGUGAGCUUGGCAGCUGUUGGCUUGUUAACCUGCAGCAGCGUUGAGAAGACCGAAGCCAAGCUAUGGGCCUCCAAGGGGAUCUUUGGACACCUGGCUACGUCGGCCACGUGGGAACGUGCAGGCUAGACUCAGAGGCGAAAGCAAGAUGCUAAAUGCAAUAAAUGUUGCGCUCUGGCAAUGAGAUCUCACAGGCCCGGUGUGCCUGUCGAAACAUGGACUGAAGUGGAGAAAGGACUUUCACUGAGUGGGGCGUCUGCUCAGCCGAGCUGCAAAGGGUAAUGUGAUGAUCUGGGGUUUUUUUGCAGGGGGUGAAUGAGAGGGUUAGAAGGAUUCUACUGACCAUCUCAGAAGAAAGGGGCUGGCAUAGCUUUUUAUAACACUUUGGUGGAACUUCCCUCCCCCCUUGAUCUCUUCUCCUCUGGUGGGGGACGUUUCCUGUUAUACAGAAUAAGAAAAGCAAAUUUGAGGUGAAGGGAUGAGAGGAACAGACCUAGUGAACGGUGAGUGUGGUGCCUCUGCUCAACACACGGUGGGCAUCUCCAACCGGAGCAGAAUCUUGACUCAAGCCAUUUUUUUUUUUAAAAGGAUCCAUAACGCAGACAGUGCAAGUCAGGUGGAAUCCUACCAGCGGAACGGCCAGGGAUCUGGUGGGGUGCUUUGAGAUUCGUUGGCAAACCGGUUCAAAAAAAGAGGAGUCUGAAGCGGGUGGUUCUACUAUGGUUGGCUUUCUAGCUGCGGUCAAAGUCUCAGCAUCUCACAUCCUUCGCUUCUGGCUAUGAUGGCUGGGGGCAGCUGGGGAGAGUAGUCAGAAACAUACAGAGCGCCGCUGAUUGGCUGUUUCUA